Talaromyces rugulosus is the source of this 906-nucleotide messenger RNA. RefSeq lists its product as uncharacterized. Bases 1 to 906 code for a protein of 301 amino acids. The record is from RefSeq and is a predicted model, not a curated record. Lineage: Eukaryota; Fungi; Ascomycota; Eurotiomycetes; Eurotiales; Trichocomaceae. Gene Ontology annotation, molecular function: antiporter activity; xenobiotic transmembrane transporter activity. Gene Ontology annotation, biological process: transmembrane transport. The transcript has a single exon. Gene Ontology annotation, cellular component: membrane.
AUGCGCCCCGGGACAUAUGUUCUGCUCAUCACUUCGCCUCUCAACGCCUAUCUUAAUUAUCUAUUCUGUUACACCUUUGGCAUUGGCCUUCUCGGAGCUCCUAUUGCAACUAGUAUUUCCUACUGGCUGUCCUUCAUUCUGCUAGUUCUUUACGCGCGAUUUGUUGCAGGGUCCGAGUACUGGGGUGGUUGGUCCUGGUCAGCCUUUGAUAACAUCGGUCCUUUUGCACGUCUGGCUAUAUUAGGCGUCAUCCAUGUGGGAACGGAAUGGUUGGCGUUUGAGAUUGUCGCAUUUGUUGCCGGUCGUCUAGGUACUAUUCCACUAGCGGCACAAAGCGUCAUUAUGACCGCUGAUCAGAUCCUAAAUACCAUCCCCUUUGGUAUCGGAGUCGCUGCUUCUUCGCGCGUGGGUAAUCUGCUUGGGGCCAGGGACGCCGCCGGUGCCGCUCGCGCUGCCAACAUGGCAGCCUGGCUGAGUCUCCUCUUAGGUGGGGUAGUCUUGGCCAUUCUCAUGGCCACCAAAAACAACUUUGCCCUGAUCUUCAAUGAUGAUGAUCGGGUUGUGCGUCUGACUGCCGAAGUGCUGCCGUACGUGGCACUGUUCCAGAUCGCUGAUGGGCUCAACGGAAGCUGCGGAGGAAGUCUCCGUGGCAUGGGCCGGCAGCAUGUCGGUGCAUUUGUGAAUGUGGUGAGCUACUAUUGUGGCGCUCUACCAUUGGGUAUCUGGCUGGCCUUUCAUGGUUGGGGCCUUAGUGGGCUGUGGGCGGGACAAUGCAUUGCGCUGUAUCUAGUUGGUAUACUCGAAUGGGCCAUUGUUUUCACAAGCGAUUGGAAGAAGGAAGUCGAAAGAGCUUUCUCGCGCAUGGAGGUUCAUGACAGGAUGGAAGUUGGUGGAUUACAGGGUUAG